AUUGUAGUGGAGAAGUUGGCUUUCGAAACAAUUUGAUGAAAAGAAAUGGAAUUGAGAGGCAGAGAUCUGUACAGGCGAUAUCUGCGAUUUGUGAAGACAGACAAGCUACUGGAAUCCAGCUUAAAAUGGUAUGAUAAUCUCGGACUUUUCGAUGGCAUUAGAAAUGGUGAAUACAGCAUCAAAACCCAGGAAUUUGCACUUAACAGUGGAUUAAAAGAAAGUUACGUUUCCGCAAUGGUACGAUCUCUUGUUGUGUCGCAUGUUCUCGAGCUUGGAGACGAAGGAGAGGUUUAUAUACCAGGGGAAUGCGUCGAGGACCUGAAUGACAUCAUUAGUGAGUGUAUGAUAGCCCCUGAACUUGAAGAUGUUGUCGACGUUAUGCACGCAUGCGCAAAGAUUGGCGGUCAAGAAGGUUAUACACCGGAACAGCGAUACCUAGUCUGGCGGGCUGUCAUUUUAGACGAGGUACUGGAAUUUGUAAAGGCUACGAUUGAACAGAGUGAAGGAAGCUUCAGGAGAGUAUUAGACAUUGGGUGCGGCCAGGGAGAUUUUACCAUCAGAUUGGCAGAGGAAUUUGCAACAAAAUCAAUACACGGUUGUGAUGUAUCCCCAAUCAACACACAACGCUGUAUCGAUAAAUCGUUUGAUGUACAUAACACUGCAUUCUUUACUGUUCCGAAUAUUGCCGACUUACCACCGAGCUGGAGCACGGUGUAUGACGUAGCUACCUUAUUCCAACCAGUCCCUCACGGCGGCACAAAUACCAGAGAAGUUAUUUUGGAGGCAAGGAGAAUAUUACAAGAUGAUGGUUUAAUCAUCUACAUCGAACCGGAAGUUAGUAUCAACCCAUCUGACAAAAGGUUUCCUGAGUCUGCGUACGACCUUGCCGUGUCGUAUUGGUACUGUUUACCAAGCGGGCUGCCGAGUGUUCCUAGGAGCGAGUAUCUGGUAGAAAACACCGAGAACUUCUUAAGUGACUGCGGGCUGCGUGUACAAAGUCAUCACGUGUUACAUUGUAGUAUAUGGAACCAUGCCUUCGUUUGUAUCAAGAAAUGACUAAAUUUGAUAACGAUUUUGGUCACUAUCAGAGUUUUGAUAGGCCACUAAGUUGUGGACUUAUCUGAGGUCAAGUAACAUUUAACAGUGUUCUGUAGCUUAUUUUAUCGAAAACACACAAUAAUUAACGAUAUACAUAUUUAUAGUAAUAAUGUUUCACUUGUCAUUCUUUCCUAUUCAUACAUAAGUUAUUAACGGGACUUCAUUUCAUACCAUGCAUGUUUAAGUACAUAAAUUAGGUAACAUAAAUUAAAAAACAGCUUUUGUCAUACUGAAGGUAAAUAAGAUAUUCUUUUUGGUCAACUUGCCAGGUUACAGUUAUUUGUGCUUAAUUAAUUUUGUAAAACAUAUUUGUACAUGUUUAAUUUUCUG
This is a messenger RNA of Mizuhopecten yessoensis (Yesso scallop), 1428 nucleotides long. RefSeq lists its product as uncharacterized. NCBI's taxonomy places the organism in Eukaryota, Metazoa, Mollusca, Bivalvia, Pectinida, Pectinidae. The coding region runs from base 46 to 1056 and encodes 336 amino acids. The transcript has 5 exons. The record is from RefSeq and is a predicted model, not a curated record.